CCCCCCCCCCCCCCCAUCAGCUCGGCUUAGAGGAGGCUAAAAGCCACCGGAGACCGGCAAGAUGCGUUACUCAAACAUGUGGCUCGCUUCGUCCCUCUUGUUGGGACAGGCGUCGGCAACUCUGGACCCAAUCAUCAUGAAGGGUACCAAGUUUUUCUACAAGAACGGGACACAAUUCUUCAUGAAGGGUAUCGCCUACCAGCAAGACACCGCUGCGGCGGGUGCUACGGCGACCAACACCAAGUUCGUCGACCCUCUGGCCAACGAGGCCAACUGCAAGCGUGACAUCCCAUUCCUCCAGAAGCUGAAGACGAAUACUAUCCGCACGUACGCGAUUGACCCCACGGCAAAUCACGACGCCUGCAUGGAGCUCCUGGACGCGGCGGGCAUUUACGUCAUCAGCGAUCUGAGCGAGCCGUCGCUUUCCAUCAACCGCGACGACCCCCGCUGGAACGUGGAGCUCUACCAGCGCUACACCUCAGUCGUUGACUCGCUGAGCAAGUAUAGCAACGUGAUUGGCUUCUUUGCUGGCAACGAGGUCACCAACAACGCUACCAACACGGAUGCUUCGGCCUUCGUCAAGGCUGCCGUGCGCGACACCAAGGCGUACAUCAAGAACAAUGUCAACCGAUGGAUGGGUGUCGGAUAUGCUGCCAACGACGACCCUGACAUCCGUGCCGAAAUCGCGUGGUACUUCAACUGCGGUAAUCAGACCGAGGCCAUCGACUAUUGGGGUUACAACAUCUACGAGUGGUGCGGCCAGAACACGUUCACGGGCUCCGGCUACUCGAAGCAGGUUGAAUUCUUCAGCAACUACUCUGUCCCCGUCUUCUUCGCCGAGUACGGCUGCAACGAUCUUCCCAACAAGGCCGAGAGCCGCAUCUGGGAGGAGACCUCUGCUCUGUACUCUAGCGACAUGACCGGCGUUAUCUCCGGCGGCAUUGUCUACAUGUACUUUCAGGAGACCAACAACUUUGGUCUCGUCAGCGUGUCCGGCAGCUCUGCGUCGGCCCUGAAGAACUACGCGACCCUGAGCUCCGUGAUUGCCACUGUCAGCCCGUCAUCCACCGCCAUGAGCGCCUACAACCCUACCAACACGCCGCAAGCCUGCCCGGUAAUCAGCAACGACUGGAGGGUCAAGGGUGGCGUCUUGCCCCCGACGCCCGAUUCCAAUCUCUGCGACUGCAUGUUCCAGACUCUUGCGUGCGUUCCCGCGAGCAAUCUGAAGGCCGAGUCCUACGGCGACAUCUUUGGCUUCAUCUGCGGCGCCGACCCCAAGGCAUGCGCGGGCAUCAACUCCAACACGACGACGGGUGUCUUCGGCGCAUACUCGAUGUGCAAUUCCACCCAGCAGCUUGGCUAUGUGCUUGACCAGUACUACAAUGACCAGAAGAAGGCCUCUGACGCCUGCUCCUUCCAGGGCCAGGCCGUCCUUAACAAGGCAGCCAUCACCCAGGGAGCCUGCAGUGCCAGCCUCGCCAGCGCCAGCUCAGCUAACGCCGUUGCGGCCACGGCCACGUCCGGAAAUGGAGUUGGUGGUGGUGCUGCCUCGACCUCGACUAGCAGCGUUGCCGUGCCCAUGCCGAUGAAGAACCUCUUCACCUUGGGCGACAUGGCUGUUGGUCUGUACGUGAUUGUCGCCAUGACUGUUGGCGCGGGCAUGGUUAUGUUGUAAAUGGUGGAAUUGGGGCCUUUUUCCUAUCUUAUCUACAUACAAACACUUUUUGGUCUUUGUUUCCGGGCAUUUGCCCACAGGUCAGACAGGCUAGCUUUUCAGGCUCUCUUUGCGUAGUUUAUUCCGAGGGGCAAUCUUCUUGUAUCAUACGAUAUGUCUUGUCGCCUGAUUGGGAGACUGAUGACUUUGAGAAAUCCUGGAAAAGGGGCGCUGCGUUCCUGCGCCAUGUUUUUUAAGUACUGAAAACUAAUCGAUCAUCUUCUUUUUUGACCUUUUUGGAAUCAUAUAUACAGUAAAAACGUUGUCCAACAUCUUACUUUCAAUGUGCCGCACGGAAGUUGUUCAUUAAAGGUUUGUUGUUCCCUCAACCGGGCAUCUUAACUUUUCACCCCGACUCUCCUGUUCCUUGUUCACUUAUAUACGCCACUCUUCCGCUUCUUAUUCCG
This is a messenger RNA of Lasiosphaeria miniovina, 2121 nucleotides long. Its product is annotated as Glucanosyltransferase-domain-containing protein. The record is from RefSeq and is a predicted model, not a curated record. Gene Ontology annotation, molecular function: 1,3-beta-glucanosyltransferase activity. Gene Ontology annotation, cellular component: plasma membrane. Gene Ontology annotation, biological process: fungal-type cell wall organization; fungal-type cell wall (1->3)-beta-D-glucan biosynthetic process. The transcript is spliced from 3 exons. Lineage: Eukaryota; Fungi; Ascomycota; Sordariomycetes; Sordariales; Lasiosphaeriaceae. The coding region runs from base 62 to 1675 and encodes 537 amino acids.